AUGGAUCAAAUCAAUGCCCUCAAAGGCUAUGGCAAAGUGACUCACCUCGAACUCCAACUCGAAGAUCAGCUCCCGCCGCCGUCCAAACCAAACUUCAAAAUCCCCAACCACAAAUCUCUCCGCCUCACCAUCGCCAUCUCCGCCCUCGUCCUGACCACUCUCCUCAUCGGAUUGAUCAUCGCAGCCUCCAUCUACAACUCCACCGGCAAGAAAUCGCCCAAUUCGGCCGACGCAAUCAACAUCGUCUGCAACGUAACUCGUUACCCUAAUUCCUGCUUCACCUCCAUAAUUUCUCUCAAUUCCUCUCCUGAACCCGAUCCCGAACUAAUUUUGAAGCUCUCUCUCCAAGUUUCCCUCAACGAACUCUCCAAUCUGUCACGGUCGCUGAAAACCUUAACCGCCAACGGCGGAGGAGAAGCUUUGAAGGACUGCGAGAGCCAAAUCGAAGACGCAAUAAGCCUGGUCAAUGACUCUACAGCAGAAAUGGAAUCCGGCGCCGGCGAGAAGACGUUGACGGAGAGUAAGAUCGGCAACAUUCAGACGUGGAUGAGCAGUGCGAUGACGGACCAGCAGAGUUGCUUGGACGGACUGGAGGAGAUGGAUUCGACGUCGUUUCGGGAGGUGAAGACGAGGAUGAGAAAGUCCAACGAAUACGUGAGCAACUGCUUGGCCAUUGUCGCUAAUAUCCACGUCAUUCUUGAGAAAUUUGAAAUGCCACUUCACUAA
Messenger RNA from Cucurbita pepo subsp. pepo (vegetable marrow), 726 nucleotides. Its product is annotated as Plant invertase/pectin methylesterase inhibitor superfamily protein. Gene Ontology annotation, biological process: negative regulation of catalytic activity. NCBI's taxonomy places the organism in Eukaryota, Viridiplantae, Streptophyta, Magnoliopsida, Cucurbitales, Cucurbitaceae. The record is from RefSeq and is a predicted model, not a curated record. Gene Ontology annotation, molecular function: enzyme inhibitor activity.